Messenger RNA from Penaeus chinensis, 1839 nucleotides. RefSeq names its product mucin-5AC-like. The transcript has 10 exons. NCBI's taxonomy places the organism in Eukaryota, Metazoa, Arthropoda, Malacostraca, Decapoda, Penaeidae. The record is from RefSeq and is a predicted model, not a curated record. Gene Ontology annotation, cellular component: extracellular matrix. The coding region runs from base 1 to 1839 and encodes 612 amino acids.
AUGACUUCAGUUCCUGAAACAAGUACUAAUUCUACUCUCCCAAUCACAAGUAGUCUUUUAACGUUAGGUGUUCCUGAAACAACUACUAUUUCAGCUUUAGUUCCUGAAAAAAGUAGUACAGUUACCACAGCUUCAGAUCCUGAAACAAGUAUAACAACGACGUCAAUUCCUGAAACAAGUACUACUUCAGAAACUACUCCAGUUACAACAACUUUAGUUUCUGAAACAAGUAGUACUUCAGUUACCAGAACUUCAGUUCCUGAGACAAGUAUCAUUUCAGAUACCACAACGACUUCAGUUCCUGAAACAACUGCUACUUCGGCUCCCACAACGACUGCAGUUCCUGAAACAACUGCUACUUCGGCUCCCACAACGACUGCAGUUCCUGAAACAACUGCUACUUCGGUUCCUACAACGACUUCAGUUCCUGAAACAAGUACUACUUCGGUUCCCACAACGACUGCAGUUCCUGAAACGAGUACUACUUCGGUUCCCACAACGACUUCAGUUCCUGAAACAACUGCUACUUCGGUUCCUACAACGACUUCAGUUCCUGAAACAAGUACUACUUCAGCUCCUACAACGACUUCAGUUCCUGAAACAACUGCUACUUCGGUUCCUACAACGACUUCAGUUCCUGAAACAAGUACUACUUCGGUUCCCACAACGACUGCAGUUCCUGAAACGAGUACUACUUCGGUUCCCACAACGACUUCAGUUCCUGAAACAACUGCUACUUCGGUUCCUACAACGACUUCAGUUCCUGAAACAACUGCUACUUCAGCUCCUACAACGACUUCGGUUCCUGAAACAACUGCUACUUCGGUUCCUACAACGACUUCAGUUCCUGAAACAACUGCUACUUCGGUUCCUACAACGACUUCAGUUCCUGAAACAAGUACUACUUCAGCUCCUACAACGACUUCAGUUCCUGAAACAACUGCUACUUCGGUUCCUACAACGACUUCAGUUCCUGAAACAAGUACUACUUCAGCUCCUACAACGACUUCAGUUCCUGAAACAACUGCUACAUCGGUUCCCACAACGACUUCAGUUCCUGAAACAAGUACUACUUCAGCUCCCACCACGACUUCAUUUGCUGAAACAAGUACUGUUAUGAUUCCCAGAACGACUUCAGCUCCUGAAACAAGUAUUUCUUUAGCUUUUACAACAACUUCAGGCCCUGCCACAAGUACUACUUCAGCUCCCCUAACCACUAUUACUCUCCCUACCGAAACAACUUCAGCCGAACCAACAGGAAAUGCUUCAGUUACGAGCACGACUAUAGUGCCAAUAUUUACUACAACUACAGCUACGACUUCCAGUACAGGUUGUGUAUUCGACGGGGCUUCUUACGAGGAAGGAGAGACAAUCCCUGAUCAGUGUUUCACUGUUACGUGCAAGGAUGGACAGUGGGCAGACCAAGGACUUAAUAAAGAGGAGUGCCACGAGUGUUCGAUAUUCAUGGAUCCUCAUAUUUGGACAUUUGACCGUGAAAUGCACACGUUGACCACAAUUUGCAACUACUCCCUUGUUCAAAUGGGUCUUAGUCACAAUCCGGACUUCGCUGUUUACACACAGUUCGAGUCGUGCUUCGCACCCGGUUCUUGCCUCUCAUCCAUUACCUUCAUGGACAAUGGGAACACAUCAAUAUCAAGUGAAGUUUACGGCUGGACGGGUAAUAAUAUGAUUGAUGUGAACGGCGCGGAGUACUCUCUCCUGGACUACCCGACUCCCGUGACUUCAGACAGCACCCAGUUCCCUGUCCUGGCGUGGAGCAAAACCUCGAAAAUUCGCCUCUUCGGGUCCAGCAAAGUUGCAAAGCGUGUAGAAGUUUAG